Mugil cephalus (flathead mullet) is the source of this 1649-nucleotide messenger RNA. RefSeq names its product coiled-coil domain-containing protein 106-like. NCBI's taxonomy places the organism in Eukaryota, Metazoa, Chordata, Actinopteri, Mugiliformes, Mugilidae. Gene Ontology annotation, cellular component: nucleoplasm. The record is from RefSeq and is a predicted model, not a curated record. The transcript has 5 exons. The coding region runs from base 163 to 1170 and encodes 335 amino acids.
ACAUGCGUGUUGAUGUAGUCGCGUUUGUCCACUCGUCUGUUUAUAUUUUUUGUAAAAAACGAGUGUUGUGUACGAAGUGAGAGGUCAGGCCACAGCAGGAUAGACACGGAGACAAUAUCAGCGCCACUUUUAUCUGCUGGACACUCUUGAAGGUCUGAAGAGAUGUCGUCCGUGUGGCAACAGGAGCCCUCAGGCUAUUCCCCCUGCGUAGAGAUCGACUCCAGCUCUGUGAGGACCAAAGAUCGGCUCAGCUCCCCAGUCUGGCUGAAACAGGAACAAGACGACCUCCGCAUCAUCAAGUGGGAGAACUUUCAAACAGGAGCUUCAGCAGAUGCUGUUCAGGACAACACACCCAGCAGCGCCAUGUCUGCUGCCUCACAUACAGAGAGCCUUCCCCCGAGGGUGCUGCUGACCAUCACCAAGCUGCAAUGCAUGCUGGAGAGCAAACAGGAGCGCAUCGCCGCACUGGAGAGACAGGUGGAGGAUCUGAUGCAAGACCGAAAGUUCCUGAGGAGCCAGAUUGAAAACCUCACAAGUAAUCGCUCCAUGCCAGCGUUUGCGUCGCCCAAUCCAGUGGUUGAAGUUUCUAAACCAAGCAAGGUGCAGCAUUCAGAAAAUAAAUCUCGAAAGAGAGAAAAAGCUUCUUCUAGUUCCUCCAGCAGCAGCGACAGUGGUUCUGAAGCAUCUGACUCAUCGGAAGUGUCAGCAGCAUCAAGUGAACACAGACGGAAAAAACACCACAAGGACAAGAAAAAGUCAAAGAAAGGGAAGGACUACAGCAGGAAGAGAGCUACUGGAGUCCAGUACGUCAUUCAUCGCUACAAACAAGUCCUGUCCGCCUUCAUCAAGAAGAAAAGCAUGAGCGAAGCGUUCCGUCACCUCGGAAUCGACCGGAACACCAUCGCAAACACGGCAUCGAUUGCUGAACUUCAUCUGGCUGGAAAAGACAUGCUGCCUCUGGUGGGCAUGUUUCGGCAAGGAGAAGAGACUCUGGUCAGUUACGCCCAAAGGUGCACCUUGGUCAUCGACAGCGACGCUGACCUGGCCAGAAAAAUAGACCAGAUGAAAGCCGACGGCGAGCUGUUGCCCAUCUCAGGGAAAAGGCCGAGGGUGUUGCAUUCUCACAUGCAGCAGCUGGGUGGUGCUGCAGAAAGCAUUUUAAUAGGUUGAUAAUCAUUUAGUUGGACGGAGAAGUAGUGAGACGUGAUAUUAUCACAGAUUUACAUCCUUUUUUGUUUUAGUUUUUCUCCCUAUCUGGACAGCUGGUUUUUAUUUAAUUUAUUGGAUUUCUCAAUUUAUUUUUUUAAGUCUUAAAUGGACCAGAAAUACUGAUAUAUACAUUCUAGUUUUCUCAGUUACAGUUUUCAUGAUAUAUAGUAUGUUAACGAUGGAGGAAAAAAAGAAUAGUUUACAGCUGCUUUUGUUCAUUUCUUUUUAAAAAAACUGUGUGUAGUGAUAAAAACAUCCACAAGAUGGCAGUAUAAUGUUUACAAAUCCCUUUCAUUUAUUUUAAAAUGGUGGAUAGACAUUUUCAGCAUUUAAGUUUUGUUUGAGGUGUUCAUAGAUAUGUGGAAAUAAUUCCUUCUCACCAUGUUAUUCAUAUGCUGUAAAUAAACAAUGAUUUAAAUAAAAAAUAUACACUCUUCAUA